Molecule: messenger RNA, 3280 nt
Organism: Brassica oleracea var. oleracea
Lineage: Eukaryota; Viridiplantae; Streptophyta; Magnoliopsida; Brassicales; Brassicaceae
Product: probable LRR receptor-like serine/threonine-protein kinase At3g47570
Exons: 2
Coding region: 35-3118 (1027 amino acids)
Biological process (GO): hormone-mediated signaling pathway; protein phosphorylation
Cellular component (GO): plasma membrane
Molecular function (GO): protein kinase activity; ATP binding; protein binding
Source: RefSeq, a predicted model, not a curated record
GGCAACACUUUUAUCUUUUGAAGGUUGUAUAAUCAUGAAGCUGUUUCUUUUACUUGCGUUCAACAUUCUCAUCUUAUUCCGAAUUUUGGAUGCGAGGUUUUCUUAUCAUGAAGCCUCUAAGGUUGAUGGUAACGCUAAUAGAAAAGCUUUACUAGUGUUCAAGUCUCAAGUUUCUGCCAACAAUAGACUAGCCUUGGUCUCGUGGAAUGACUCAACUCCGGUCUGCCAAUGGAAAGGUGUUACAUGUGGCGGCAAACAUAAAAGAGUUACAGGUUUAGACCUGGGAGGGUUAGAACUUGGUGGGAUCAUCUCGCCUGCUAUCGGUAAUCUUUCUUUCCUCAGAUCUCUUAAUCUUGGAGAGAACUCUUUUAGUGGUACCAUCCCAAAAGAGGUGGGAAUGUUGUCUAGGCUUCAAGAGUUGAAUAUGAGUUAUAACAAUCUCAGAGGAGUGAUUCCAACAAGCCUGUCUAACUGCUCUAGAUUGGUGACACUUGUUUUAACAUCAAACAAUCUUGUAAACGGUUUACCUUCAGAGCUAGGAUCGUUGUCAAGCCUUGAAAGUUUGUUUCUUAGUAAGAACAAUCUUUCAGGGAGGUUUCCAACGUCUUUAGGAAACCUAACAUCACUCGAACAACUAUCCAUUGCAUAUAAUAAUAUGGAGGGAGAGGUUCCGAAAACAAUAGGUAGAUUGACCCGGUUGAUAAAUCUCCAAAUCUCAGUUAAUAAUCUCUCAGGCGUUUUCCCACCAGCAAUUUACAACUUAUCCUCGCUUGGGUAUUUGUCCAUUGUUAGCAAUCAUUUCUCGGGUAGUGUAAGGCCUGAUUUUGGAUAUACGCUUGCAACACUUAGAGAGUUGCGAUUGGGGGGGAACUCUUUCUCAGGAGAUCUUCCAAAAACAAUAUCCAAUAUCUCGACCCUUAAACUGCUAGAGGUUUCACAAAACCAAUUCACAGGAAGUAUCCCAGUUGGUUUUGGAACAUUACAAAAUAUUCAGUAUCUGGGGCUUAGUCAAAACUCUUUUGGAGGAAACAGCCUAGGGGGAGACCUUGAAUUUCUCAAGUCUUUGGUCAACUGCACUAAGCUGCAAAUGUUGGAUGUUGGUUACAAUAGACUUGGAGGGGAACUUCCAAUCCAUAUAGGUAACCUUUCUAAAGAUCUAACAAGUAUAUUCCUUGGAGGAAAUCUCAUAUCUGGCGGCAUUCCUCAUGAGAUUGGGAAUCUCAUAAACCUGCAAUCACUUGCCAUGGAGAGAAAUCUGCUGACAGGGAGAAUACCGGCGUCUCUCGGUAAGAUUUCAGGAUUGAUUUUUUUGGGACUGAGCUCAAAUAGAAUGUCAGGAGAGAUACCAAGUGAUCUCGGAAACAUCACUCGGUUAGAGAGACUCCAUUUAUUCCAAAAUAAUUUUGAAGGAAGCAUUCCUCCUAGUCUUGGAAACUGCCGUUUCCUGUUAUUCCUUUGGAUUGGAUACAACAGGUUAAACGGGACUAUACCUCAAGAAAUCAUGCAGUUGGAGUCUCUUGUUCAAUUGUUUGUGAAUAUAAAUCUUCUGACCGGUCCUUUUCCUAAAGACGUUUCAAGGUUAAAACAAGUUGUUCAGCUAUCUGUUGCAGACAAUAGAUUGUCUGGAAACAUCCCAGAGACAAUAGGAAAUUGUCUCUACAUGGAAAACCUUUACCUGGGAGGAAAUGCAUUUGAUGGAGCUAUUCCAGAUAUCAGAAACUUGAGAGGACUUACGCUCUUUAACUUAUCAAACAACAAUUUUUCAGGCAACAUACCUGAAUAUCUCGCCAACUUUUCCUCGUUGGAGAGUUUAGAUCUCUCUGGUAACAACUUUCAGGGAGCGGUUCCGAGAAAAGGAGUGUUCCAGCAUCCCAAAAAGUUUUCGGUAUCUGGUAAUAGAAAUCUUUGUGGAGGAAUCCCUGAACUCAAGUUAAAGCCAUGCCCUCGAAACGUCCUAGUAUCAAGGACGACGAGAAGACAUUCAUCAAACAAGAAGAAAAUUUUCAUCGGUGUUGGUGUUGGUGUUGGUGUAGUAGCUUCUCUUCUGUUGUUGGCUCUAAGUUUGCUUAUGAAAAGGAAGAAGAAAAACACCAACCACUUGAUGAUGUCGAAUCCUCCAAUAUUAGACCCUUUCUAUGAAAGGGUAAGCUACGAGGAACUUCGAGCUGCGACGAAUGAGUUCUCCUCCAGCAACUUGAUUGGUUCAGGAAACUUCGGCUCUGUUUUUAGAGGGUUGCUUGGUCCGGAGCAGUCUAAAGCUGUUGCGGUUAAAGUUCUAAAUCUUCAGACGCGGGGCGCAGCCAAGAGCUUUAUGGCGGAAUGUGAAGCCUUGAAAGGUAUAAGGCAUCGAAACCUCGUGAAACUUGUGACUUGUUGUUCAAGCAUUGAUUUCAAAGGAAAUGAAUUCAAAGCUCUAGUGUACGAGUUUAUGCCCAACGGCAACCUAGACACGUGGCUGCACCACCACCAAGUGGAUGUCGAAGAAGGCUCUUUAAAUCAUACAAGACCGCUGAAGCUAUCUGAACGACUUAACAUAGCCAUAGAUGUGGCUUCUGUUUUGGAUUAUAUCCAUUCCCAUUGCCAUGACCCUGUAGCUCAUUGUGAUCUAAAGCCAAGCAAUGUUCUCCUAGACAAUGAUCUAACAGCCCAUGUAAGUGACUUUGGUCUUGCUCGGAUCAUCGACCAAGACUCCUUCAUCAACCAAGUUAGCUCCACCGGUGUUAGAGGAACCAUCGGCUAUGCAGCACCAGAAUAUGGAAUGGGAGGCAAACCAUCGAGGGAAGGGGAUUUGUACAGCUUUGGGGUUCUUUUGCUGGAGAUGUUCACUGGAAAGCGUCCGACGGAUGAACUUUUUGUGGAAGGUUUUACUCUCCGUAGCUAUACCGAGUCCGCAUUGGCCGCGGAACAUGUCCUUGAGAUAGCUGACACAUUGAUUCUCAGCGGUGAAAUUCAUAACAAGAACAUGAGUAGUAUUCCUGAAUGUUUGAAGAUGGUUUUAAACGUGGGAAUAAGUUGUUGUGAACAAUCUCCCACAGAUCGGAUGACAAUGGCUCAAGCUUUGCCUGAAUUAGUCUCACUCCGAGAGAGGUUCCUCGGAACCAAUAUGAGGAAAAUCUAGACGCUCCACUGUGGUGAUCUCUUACAAAAUUUGCACGUUUCCUUAGAGACAUAUAUAAAAUAAGAUUACAAUACACGAAUCUAUUGUGGAAAUUUUAGUAGUUGAUGUAUGUGUACUGCUUUGUAAUUUGAUUUUUAAUUUUGUGAGUGGCUAAAACUGAUC